GGUCGUUUUUCCACGCAAGUAUCUUUAAAUUAUGGUGGAUUGUUGAGGAAUACGUCGGCAGUCCCAAAAGGGAGCCAACAACAUGGUACACCUCGAUUUUCAGAACGGGGUUUACCUCCGUGUCAAUUCAUGCGAACAUGGAACCAUAAAUUUCCAUAUCUACGAGAAGGAUAUGCUGCAAAGCUUCAUUGUCGUUCUGGCGAUCAAGGACUAGACGAUCAAAUAAAGAAAUGGAUCACCUGGGAUCGCAAUCCAGAGACGUUGAGUACAAUAAAAGCAGCAGUCAAGGCGCAAGAUUGGGAUAUGCUAAGGACUAGUCUCUGUGGACGACUAAAUUUCGGCACUGAAGGAUUAAGGGCCGAGGUGAAAGCUGGCUUCAAUGCAAUGAAUGAUUUGGUUGUUGUACAGACUGCUCAAGGACUCUGUGCCUAUGUAAUGAACCAAUACCCGGAUAAGUUAAUGCAGUCCAAUCGAGGCAUCGUCAUUGGUUAUGAUGCUCGUCACCACAGCAAACGUUUCGCGGAGUUAACUGCCACCGUGUUUCUGAACAACAAUUUCCGAGUUUAUCUCUUCCAGCGUUUCGUUCCCACACCAUUCGUUCCAUACACAAUAUUACGACUUAAUUGUCUGGCAGGUGUUAUGGUAACUGCAUCCCACAAUCCCAAACAGGACAACGGAUGCAAGAUUUAUUGGACAAAUGGCGCCCAAAUAACGACGGCGCAUGAAAAUGGAAUCUAUCAGUCCAUACUUGAGAAUUUGGAACCGAAAGAGACUUCUUGGAAUACGGAUAUACUUAAAGAUUGCCAAUUGUUGUCCGAUCCGUACAAUAAUGUUGUCCCUGCGUAUUUUGAAUCGCUGAAACGGGAAUUCCCGAGUCGACUUCUGGUCGAUAAUUGCGAAUGUCCUGUUACCUUUACUUAUACAGCAAUGCAUGGAGUUGGGUAUGCAUACAUCGAUAUGGCAUUUCCCAAGCUGAACCUUGAGGAAGUUUUACCUGUGGAACAACAGGUGGAACCCGAUCCAGACUUCCCCACUGUGUCCAAUCCCAACCCCGAGGAGGGCAAAUCAGCACUGAAGCUGAUCAUAGAAACCGCAACUUCAAAUGAAAGUGAUAUCAUCUUGGCAAACGAUCCAGAUGCAGAUCGUCUGGCGGUUGGCGAGCUUGGAGACCAGGGAGACUAUAAGCUAUUUACGGGCAACGAACUGGGAACACUGCUCGGCUGGUGGGCAUUGGAGCUCUACAUGUUAAAUACAGAAAAGCCAGACCUUUCCAAAUGUGUAAUGAUUGCCAGCACGGUCAGCUCAAAGAUGUUGAAAUCUAUGGCGGAUAUUGAGGGAUUCACUUUCCACGAAACCUUAACAGGGUUCAAGUGGAUCGGCAACAAGGUGAUUGAUGAGCGGAAAGCUGGCAAGAAAGUCCUGUUUGCAUUCGAGGAGUCCAUUGGGUACAUGAUGUCCCCCAAUGUCCCUGAUAAGGACGGCAUCAGUGCUGCAGUCCAUAUGGGCACUAUGGCAUGCUAUCUACGCUGCAAGAAGUGCAUGUCCUUGCAGGAGAAACUACGGGAUAUAUACGAAAAAUACGGUUUCCACUCCAGCAUCGUCUCGUAUGCAAUUUGUAACGAUGUGUGCCUUGUUCAAAAAAUCUUCCAUCGACUUCGCAACUUUGGAAAUGGUCAGACGAAUACCUAUCCGAAGAGUAUCUUAUGUGGUGAAUUUGAGAUUGAACAUGUGCGGGAUUUGACCACAGGUUAUGACAGCAGCAAACCCAAAAAGAAGGCCGUAUUUCCACUUAGUGAAAUUACUGAGAUGAUCACGUUUACUUUCAAGAAUGGAUUUGUAAUAACACUUCGCGCUAGUUACACAGAGCCAAAGUUAAAGUACUACGCCGAAAUGUGCGGAAAACCGGAGGAUAAGCGUUGGGAUGAGAUCGAGAAAACAACCCGUCGAAUGGUCGAGGCAGCUGUCAAUGAAUUCUACGAACCAGAGAAGAACUGUCUGCAACUCAAGGCGGAAAACUGAAUUCGAAAAAAAACAAAUUCCGUUUCGUCUAAAUUUUCCAGUUUAUUACAAAAUUUGGCAGUAUUUGUUAAGUAUAAAAUUAUCAUGUUUUUAGAUGUACAUAGUAGCUGAUAUAUUUUGUUAUGUAGCAAAAUGUUUAAGAAAAUCAAUAUAAGUUUAAUAGUAAUGCAUGUAAAACUGAAUUAAAUACAAUAAAUGUAUCAU
Drosophila innubila is the source of this 2223-nucleotide messenger RNA. RefSeq names its product phosphoglucomutase-2-like. The record is from RefSeq and is a predicted model, not a curated record. The transcript has 3 exons. Gene Ontology annotation, biological process: carbohydrate metabolic process; purine ribonucleoside salvage. Bases 130 to 2019 code for a protein of 629 amino acids. Lineage: Eukaryota; Metazoa; Arthropoda; Insecta; Diptera; Drosophilidae. Gene Ontology annotation, molecular function: phosphopentomutase activity; magnesium ion binding.